CAGUACACUCCGCUGCUUAUCCGGGGAUGUCACACCGCUGCUAUUUUCUCCCCUCAGUCCCUCUCACUCUCAGCCUACAAGCUCCAGCGGACUGACGCGGGGCUCUGGAGAGACACAGACGAACAAUAAGACACACAAACAAAAAACAAAAAAACAAGAGGCCCAAAAACAAAAAAAGAAAGGAAAAUGGCAGAGCUCGGAGCGGGAAGCCUGCCGUUAGGGGAUCCUGCCUUUAACUACCAGGAGCAGGAGCUGAGCGAGCGGCUGAAGCGGCUCUACCCGGCUGUAAACGAGGAAGAGACCCCUUUACCCCGAUCCUGGAGCCCCAAGGAUAAAUACAGCUACAUUGGGCUGUCACAGAACAACCUGCGGGUCCAUUACAAAGGACAUGGAAAGAAUCACAAGGACGCAGCAUCAGUGCGAGCCACACACCCAAUCCCUGCUGCCUGUGGGAUUUACUACUUUGAAGUCAAGAUUGUCAGCAAAGGUCGAGACGGGUACAUGGGCAUCGGCCUGUCUGCACAGGGAGUCAACAUGAACAGACUGCCUGGAUGGGACAAACACUCGUACGGUUACCACGGAGACGACGGCCACUCCUUCUGCUCCUCUGGAACCGGCCAACCGUACGGCCCGACGUUCACCACGGGCGACGUGAUUGGCUGCUGCGUCAACCUCAUCAACAACACUUGCUUUUACACCAAAAAUGGCAUCAGUUUAGGUGUAGCAUUCACAGACCUCCCUCCCAACCUUUACCCCACCGUGGGGCUUCAGACCCCCGGUGAGAUCGUAGACGCCAACUUCGGCCAGCAGCCGUUCGUCUUCGACAUCGAGGACUACAUGAGCGAGUGGCGGGCAAAGAUCCACGGCAUGAUCGCCCGCUUCCCCAUCGGAGAGAGGCUGGGCGAGUGGCAGGCCGUCCUGCAGAAUAUGGUGUCCAGCUACCUGGUGCAUCAUGGGUAUUGUGCCACUGCGACAGCCUUUGCCAGAGCCACAGAGACCAUGAUACAGGAGGACCAGACAUCUAUAAAGAACAGACAGAGAAUACAGAAGCUGGUGUUGGCAGGACGGGUGGGUGAAGCCAUAGAAGCUACUCAGCAGCUUUAUCCCGGCCUGUUAGAACGCAACCCCAACCUACUAUUCAUGUUGAAGUGUCGUCAGUUCGUGGAGAUGGUGAACGGUACCGACAGCGAGGUUCGCUGCUUGAGCAUUCGCUCCCCAAAGUCCCAGGACAGUUACCCCGGAUCCCCCAGCCUCAGCCCCCGCCACGGAGCCAGCAACACACACCUGCACACCGGAGGAGCCGACAGCCCCACCUGCAGUAACGGUGUGACUCCCACCAACAAGUCAAAGAGCCACGGCGGCGGCAGCAGCAGCGUCAAAUACCCCAGUGCAUCCUCCUCCGCCUCCUCCUCCACCUCCUCCUCACCCUCCUCCAUCAACUACUCCGAGUCCAACUCCUCCGACUCCACCAAGAGCCAGCCGCACAGCACCAACAGCACCCAGGAGACCAGUGACAGCGAGAUGGAAAUCGAAGCCGAGCACUACACCAACGGGGUUGUUGAGAGCUCCUCAGCACGGAUCAUGAACGGGACGUACAAACACGAAGAGAUUCUCCAGCCGGACGACAACAGCGUCGGCAACGGAGUCACAGAUGAGAGCUGCAGUAACGGCAGACAGCUCUGUGGAGGGAACCAGGCGGCCACCGAGAGGAUGAUCCAGUUCGGACGGGAGCUGCAGGCGCUCAACGAGCAGCUGUGCCGCGAGUACGGCAAGAACGCCACGCACAAGAAGAUGUUACAGGAUGCAUUCAGCCUGCUAGCGUACUCAGACCCCUGGAACUGCCCCGUGGGGCAACAGUUAGACCCCACGCAGAGGGAAUCGCUCUGCUCCGCACUCAACAGCGCCAUACUGGAGUCUCAAAAUCUGCCUAAACAGCCCCCGUUGAUGUUAGCACUCGGCCAGGCCACAGAGUGUGUUCAGCUCAUGGCCCGAGUCCGGUCCGGUUCCUGCUCCUUCGCCAGAGUAGACAACUUUUUGCACUAGCCCAGGUCCAGGUUAAUGUUAAGUAGCACUGAGAAGAAGGCGUGUCCGGCAGGUGGUUGUCACGGCGACGGAGGGGGAAAGAGCAUGCGUGUGAUUGGUGCGUUUUGGCUGUCCGUCGAGACCGAGCCGGCGGCACAGACGAGAGAGGAGAAGGCUUCCUUUUUAAUUUAGUAUUAUCAAAUAAAGAAAUGUGUGACACUAUUUAAAGAUAAUUAUUAUUCUGUUUAUCUAGCCUUUUUUGUUUUUUGUUUUUUUUAGUUCUUUUUUUGUCAGUUUGUUGUGCUCAUCCUGGACAAAAUGAAAAAACAAUUGUAAUUUUCCCCACUUUUUUAAAAUUUCAUUCUUUCUCCUGUUUUUAAAUGGGUGGAUUUUGAUUCCCUACGAUCAGUAUUGUUGUUCUUGUUCACCAUAUCACAGACCAUAACACCCACAAGCUGGUUUCCACGGCGACCCUCACAUCUGUAGGAAAACCUCGAGUAUAUUACAUCAUUUUUAAAAGACACACUUGGAAAUAAAAGACACCUCUAUGUAGAAAUAACUUUUUUUCUGAGCCCUUGGCAAUAUUUUUAAGAAUAGAAGAGUCAAAUAAUUGAAUACAUCCAGAAAUUUUUAAAAAAAAACAUAAUGAAAGCCUCUAGCCGCCAAUAACGGGAGAAAAAGUGACGACGAGGGGUUUGAAAUGGAAUAUUAGAGGUGUUGAAGCUUUAAUUUUUACUGUAACAGCCACGGCGUCGACCAAUCAGCGAUGUGGAUGCCGGUAGCACCUACAGCAGCCUCCUCCAGGACUGAGUCUAACUCCAUUACCACGGUCACCUCCAUGCCAGCGUGGAGGGAAUCAGUAUCAAAGGCAGACUAACAAGCACAGUGUGUGAAAAGUCAAGUCACCUCGAGGGAUUUCAUUACUGCAGUCUUAACCUUUUUUCCACUUACAUCCCCCCUUCAGCCUCAACCUGCUGUGUUUAAUUUUACAUAGAAAGGUGAACCCAUUCCCCCCCAACAGGAAGGUUUUUAAUUUUAGGGUGCACGUUGUGAUAAUUAAAUGACAGUUUUUCUUUUAUGAUUUCAGACUAUGUAGUUCUGAUUGUUGGGUUCACACUGAGCCCUCCAUCUUUGUAAAGCAUGGUGAACUUUUACCCAGAAUGCUUUACAAAAUCUGUACAUGAUGGAGAGAAAACAAAAGUGUUUUAUUGUUCAGAUUAGCUGCUGGCCAUGAUGAGAUUUAAACUCAUUGCUUUUCUCCAUUGAUUCCUGUUCUGGAGUCAGAUCAGUUGUAGCAAACCUACCAAAUACCACUUUGUUUGGAAAAUAAAUAAGACUUUAUGAAAUAAAUAACCACAAGGUGUUGGCUUUGUAAAAUAUUUAACCGAACUGUAAAAUAAUACAUUUUACAAAACUCCACUGUUUUUGUUUUUGUUUUGUUUUUUAACACAAAACUCCAGUGUGUGUUCACAGGACCACACAGCGUCAGCAUUCUUAAGCCAGUUAGCUCUCAGUAGCUAGUCGGUUAAAAAUUAGCCAACAACAGCUAGUUUUGUAACAGCUAGCUUACUCGUGCUAAUCUGCUCACUAUUAAUGAGUAAGUUAGCUUGAGCAAGUAAGUUUACAAGCUACUGUCAAUAAGCUGCUAUUUCAUAAGUUUGAAAUUUGGCACCAAUCUCAACAGCUCUGUUUACUAGCCAGCACUAUUAGCUGUUUAGUUAGAAAAUAGCUAACAGGCUAAAUAGGUCUAACUUACAAGCUAAUAAGGGGCCCAGACUAAACCUUACUUCACAAUGUCUGCUCAAAAGCUUCUAAUUAGUAGAUUUGAAACUAGCUAACACUCUACCUUGUUCUUAUUUGCUAGCUAGUACUAUAAGCUAGUAGGUAAAAAAAAAAAAAAAAAAAAGCUAACAGGCUAACUAGGUCUAACCUACUAGCCAGAGCAACAUGAUGGGCACAGACUGGAGCUUACUUCAGACUGUCUGCUCAUAAGCUGCUAGUUAGUAAGUCUGAAACUAGCUAACACCCUAACUUGCUCUUAUUUACUAGCUAGCACUGCCAGUUAAUAAGUUGGAAACUAUCUCAAGUGCUCAAUUGUUCUUACAAGCUACUAGUUAGAGCUAUAUGAAGGGCUAACUUUACCCUGUAUGUUCAUAAGCUGCUAGCCACUAAGUUAGAACCUAGCUAAUAAGAACUAGAUUACUAGAACAUAAGUGGCUAACAAGAUACUUAGCAUUACUCUACUUGCUGUUGGCUCGAUAUUAGCAUUAAUUAGUUUUUUCAAUUAGCAUUAAUAAGUAAGUCUAGUCAGUUUACACAUUAGCAUAUGUGUUUACUACAUCUACCUUACAUGCUGCUAGGGGGAGGUACAUGAGAGGGCUAGUUAAUUCGGCUUUUGUCCAGCUGUGUUGUUGCUUUGAAAAUGUCCAUCAGAACUGAAACUGAAAAUAUAAAGUGCAGUCUCUUUCUUUUGUCAACAGGAAUGAAAUUAGCAUUACCUAGCUAGUUGGCAAUUAGCGGGCCUGAGAUGAGGUUGGAUGUUUUACAGUUAAUUGGCUUUUGUAUAUUUUCCUGUAGCCCCACAUAUUGAGAAAGGAUUUACUUCAUAAAGUCUUCUUUAUUUAUUUAAAAUAAGACAUGUUGGCUCCACUUCUAGAAGCUUGGAUCUCAUUUUGUCAUUUUAUUUUAACCCUACUUUAAGACCAUUUUAGUCUCUGUACCUAAGCAAAAGACAAAACUCCCACUCUAACUCGACUGCACCCUGUUUCCUUGUGUAUUAUUGAGUUUUGAUGACAAACUUGCUUUGAUCUGUAAACAUUUAAAAUAUUCGAGAAGACUUCUUUUCUACCAAAUGGCUGGAUGUUGUGUGACAAACCGUUGCUCCGUCUGCUUUGUUGUCACCUGGCACGUGGCUUGUGGAACCACCCUGAAGUGUAUAUUUCUAUUAAUAAGAGAAUUUCAGUCCUAAUAUGGGCUCGUAUAAUAUUGGAGAUGUGUGUUUGCAGUGUGGGGUUUCCUGCAGGGUGUGUGGUCAAACUUUUUACCUGUCUGGUUUUUUAUAAUAAACACCUUCUGCUAUACUAGGAGCUAUUCUAAUAACGACACAAACGCACACAGAAACACACUGACAUCAGCUGUAAAGGACUUCUGUUACACAACAACCUGUUACACACCUGUAGGGAACAAGUCUCCCAGCUGCCCUUUGUGUUUGAGCCUGGGCUUCGUCUCAGCACACCUUUUCCUCUGAAUCCCUGCAUAGACAUAGCCACUGAUGUGAUCAGUGAUCGUUGUAAGGAAAAGAGGGAUGUUGUGAAAAUGGGCCCGAGGCCUCCGAAGCAACAUGGACGUCACCCUCGAGGGGCCGCAGAUUUUGGCGUCGCAGAUAAGCUGUGCACAAUUGACUUCUAUCAUGAUUUUAAUUUCAUAUUUUGACUUUUGAGUUUUAGCAAAAAAGAAAAAUGUUUAAAAAAAUUGUGAAAUGAGUUACCCUCUACUUAGCAUGACUUUUAAAACCUGUAAAAUGAUAUAAAAAAGGAAAAAUGAUAAUUGAAAAAAAAACCUAUCUACUGGAAACAUGUUAAAAAAAAGAAAUAUUGUAUUCUGUUUAAUUUUGACAGAAUUAUUUUUAUUAAAAUACAUCCAUAAGCAUA
This is a messenger RNA of Acanthochromis polyacanthus (spiny chromis), 5672 nucleotides long. RefSeq names its product RAN binding protein 10 (gene ranbp10). Gene Ontology annotation, molecular function: protein binding. The transcript is spliced from 15 exons. Gene Ontology annotation, biological process: cell surface receptor signaling pathway; cytoskeleton organization. The coding region runs from base 187 to 2043 and encodes 618 amino acids. The record is from RefSeq and is a predicted model, not a curated record. Gene Ontology annotation, cellular component: cytoplasm. NCBI's taxonomy places the organism in Eukaryota, Metazoa, Chordata, Actinopteri, Pomacentridae.